Dreissena polymorpha is the source of this 16047-nucleotide messenger RNA. RefSeq names its product twitchin-like. Gene Ontology annotation, biological process: protein phosphorylation. NCBI's taxonomy places the organism in Eukaryota, Metazoa, Mollusca, Bivalvia, Myida, Dreissenidae. The record is from RefSeq and is a predicted model, not a curated record. Gene Ontology annotation, molecular function: protein binding; protein kinase activity; ATP binding.
UCGAGAUCUUCCUGUGUAUUUUCUUUUUGAAUACAUACGUUCUCGUGUAGGCUACAAAAGGAUAGCCUGAGUCCGUUGUGUUGGUGUUAGAUUCUAGAUAAUUCCCUGGGUUUUCUCGUUAUAUGGGACUUUGUUUACAACUUUUCUUAGAUUUGUAGCUAGACACCAAACAGGAUGGGUGCGGGUGACGAAAUUGCCCCGCGAUUUACGCAGAAACCAUCCCUGAAACAGGAAGAUAAUGGCAAAAAGCUCGUGUUCUCGUGCGCCCUUGAAGCUUCCCCUAAACCCGAAAUCAACUGGUUCAGGGGAACGACGCCAUUGCAAGAGUCGGACAGGAUUAAAAUGCAAGUUGAAAAUACAAGUGGAAAUACCUAUAAUGUGUUAAUGAAUAUAACCGGAGUGACGCAGGCAGAUGGCGGAUCUUACAAAGUUGUAGCUAAAAAUAAACUAGGCGAGCUGUCAGCUUCUAUUAACCUGAAUUUUAAUGCAGCUGGACAAAACCAACAAGACGGCAUUGCACCCAAUUUUACCCAGAAGCCCAUUAUCAAACAGGAAGAUGGUGGCAAGCGCAUGUUGUUUGAGUGUCAGCUCACAGCAGAUCCAGCCCCCACCAUUUCCUGGUUCCGGGACAACACCCAGUUGUCUGCAAGCAGUAGACUAAAAAUGGACACUAAGCAAAAGAGCCCAAAAGAAUACAUAAUCACAUUAGAAAUAAGUGGAGUGUCACCUCAGGAUGCUGGUAGUUACCGAGUGACUGCAAAAAACGCUCUGGGCGAAAGUAACGCUACUAUUGGCCUUAACUUUGAUGUCUCGCAAGAAAAAGGCGCACCACCGAAUUUCGUUCAAAAACCGUUGAUUCGCCAAGUGGACAAGAGCAUAAUCAUUGAAUGCAAGCUCUCGUGCGAUCCAGCCCCCAAUGUCAGCUGGAUGCUCAACGAUGCACAAAUCUCUUCGGGAGGGCGUUUCACAAUUUCCCAAACAAUCGCCGAUAACGUUUAUCUCCUUUCGUUGGAGAUUACGGACAUCGGUAUCCAAGAUGGUGGGACAUAUAAAGUUCUCGCACAAAAUGCCCGUGGCGAGGCAGUAGCCACAAUAAAUUUAAACCUUGAAGGUAAAAAGGCUCAGGUGCCAACAGGCAAAGCGCCUCACUUUCUGUCGAAGCCAACAAUUAAACAACAAGCGAACCUCCUUGUGAUGACCUGCAUUCUCGAGGCCAAGCCUGCCCCAUUGAUCAAGUGGUUCCGAGAAACACAGGCACUGACAGAUGGAGGCCGUUACAGCAUCAAACUGGAAAACGACGGGACUAAACCUGAUAAUUUCAUCGCUACGCUGCAGAUAAAAGACCCGAAACCAGAAGAUGGUGGCGCCUAUAAAUGCACAGCAUCCAACGAGAGCGGAGAAUCUAAUGCCAACAUAACUCUCAACUUCUCAGCUAAGGCUAAGCCAGGAGCCCAAGGAAAGACAGGAGGUAAGGGGCCUAGCUUCAAGGAUAAACCCAGUGUCAAACAAGAUGGCAAGAACCUCGUGAUUGAGUGCAACUGUACCGCUAAUCCUAAACCAACCCUGACAUGGUACAAGGACAACAAAGUUAUUACGGAAUCAAACCGUGUCAAGUCGCGUGUCACCGAGAAAGGGGAGGAAUACUCUAUCUAUUUGGACAUUCUGACUUUCACCAAAGACGAUGGAGGAGUGUACAAGGUCACAGCCAAGAACGACAGCGGAGAAGGAACAGCUAGCAUUACAAUCAAUUUGGAAGCGCUUGGCUUUAAGACACAGGAGCCAAAGGAGGAAGCAGUUGUGCAGAAACCCGCCCCUGCUGGGGCCGCACUCGAAUUCUUUGAUCAGCCAAUCGUUAAGCUUGAUAACAACGGGCAGAUUCUCACAAUCAUGUUCUUCCUAAAGUCGGGCUCAAAGCCGACCGCGACGUGGUCGGCAGGCGGUCUGCCUGUGAAGAGUGGGGGUCGGUACUUCUUGAACGUGACCCCCAGCAAGGAAGAUAAAGACAAGUAUACCAUUCUCAUGGAGGUGAAGUCGCCUAGUGACCGUGAUUCUGGAGUGUACAAGUGCAACAUCAAAACACCACAGGGUGAAGUUAUUGGAGAGACUAAGAUUAACAUCAAAGAUCUUCUGUCUGCCUCCAAGGGUGAUCCACCAGUUUUCACAAUGAAGUUGGCGCCAAAGAACAUCAAGGAUGGUGAGUCAGUUGAGCUUAGCGCCAAGUUAAAGGGAACUGAGCCCAUACAGAUUAAAUGGAGCAAAGACGAUAAGCCAGUAGAGAACGGGGCAAACUCCAAGAUUGACUACAAGCAAGGUGUUGCCACACUGACCCUUCCCAAGGCCACAUCUGCUGACGCUGGCAUGUACAAGAUUGAGGCUAAGAACCAGCACGGCUCUGCUUUUUGUUCUGCCACACUUGGCGUGCAAGCAGCAGCAAAGCCUGUGGAAGACAAAGUUCCUGAAGCAAAGAAACCGGAAGAAAAGAAACCAGAGUUGAAAAAACCCGAAGAAAAGAAACCCGAAGAAAAGAAACCUGAAGAAAAGAAACCUGCAGAAAAGAAACCAGAAGAAAAGAAACCAGAACUAAAGAAACCAGAAGAAAAGAAACCAGAGGUAAAGAAACCAGAAGAAAAGAAACCAGAAGAGAAGAAACCAGAAGAGAAGAAAGAGGCACCAAAACCAGUUGAAGAGACAGUGCAAAAGAAGGAAACAAAACCAGCCGAGGCACCUAAACCAGAGGUGAAGCAGGAGGAACAAAAAGCAGUGAAAGAGCCUUCCCCUGUGCCAACAAAACCACAGAAAAAGGAAUCAAUCACACCGUCAAUUGUUGUUGACGAUCAUUCACCCGAUAUAGGAAAGUCUAAGAAACCUGACAACCGUAAGCCUACGCUUUACGCCAAAAAGCCAUCAAUCAUUGUUGAAGAAGAGGACCACAUGGAUGACGACAGAGAAAUUAACGAUGUUGACCAUGUUAUCAAUGGAAACGGAGAAGAGGUUCGCCAAGAAGAGACAGAUGAAUUAGUAAAACGAACCACCGUUGAUCUUGUAGACAAGAAGGAUAAAGGUGAAGGUCGUAAGGUGGGCGUGGUCAAGGCUAAAGAGGCGACAGAGAUUAAACUAGAGGGCCCGACACACAAGAUCAUUGACAAACCCAACAAUCAGAGCAUUAUUGAGGGUGACCCACUUAGAAUGCGUAUUAGCCUAGAUGUACUACCAGACCUGCCGCCUCCAGCCAUCAAAUUCUUCCGUGCUGGAAAGGAACUCAGGGAAGACUCUCGAACCAAUUUCGGAAUCAAAGACAACAAAGCCAUGCUGCAAGUCCAGAAGACGAGGUUUGCAGACGAAGCUAAGUACACGCUGCAGCUUGAACAGGAUGGGAUUGUGGUGGAUAAGGUUGUGUGGAGCGUGUUCAUUAAAGAUCCUAAAGAUCAAUCAAUGGACUUCCGUUCCCUUUUGAAACACAGGGAAGGAAAAGGCAAAAAGAACGAAGAUGAUGACAUAGAUUGGGGCAUGCUGAAGCCAGAGGAGCCCCAGUCUAUUGAACAAAAGCGACGUUUGUCACAGAUCGAGAUGACAAAGAUGGCGCUAAAGAAGGUUGAAAGCGACAGUGAAGACGAUAGGACGAGUAGUAGGAGGCAGUCAGUUGACGAAUCAAAUAAGCUUGAAGUUCCGGGUCUAAUACCAAAAAUGACAAUGACGCCCGAAAAUCUGGAAGAUUUUGAGAUACAGCAGCAACAUCGCCGUGCCUCCAUGCAGGGUCGAAGAAUGUCAUUGGUUGAAGCUAUCCCUGAUUGGCCCUCGUUAAAACAUCCUGAAAAAGAGUUGGAGAUGCCGGAGAAAUGGGUCAAGGAACUUGAAGACAUCAAGGUCAUGGAAGGAAAGGACAAGGUCGUUUUCCAUGCAAUAUUCUGCAAACCGGACGCAAAGUUCCGCUGGUACAAAAACAAGCUGGAGAUCUUCCAUGGUGAAAAAUACCACAUCGAGGUUGAUGGCGACAACUACAAAUGUACGGUUAACGAUAUCAAGCUCGAAGACAAUGGAAAAUUCUUUCUAGAAUGUGGUAAAGUCCCGUUGAAGACAUCCGGAUGGUUGUAUGUUGAGGAAAAGCCCCCAGAGUACUACUUCACCCAGAAGCUUCCCGCCAAGUACGGCAUCCAAAACAAGAAAGAAGGGAUGCUUGAGUGUUUCGUGUCCGACAAUAAUGCCAAGGUCAAAUGGUUCAAAGAUGGAAAGCAAGUGGAGUAUGACCAAGGAAAGACGGAGAUCAGACGACGUGAAAACCGGUGCCUUCUCAGCUUCCCGGUCAUGUCCAAAGAAUACGAGGGACAUUACGAGUGCAAGAUCACCAUUGGGGAUUCUGUGACAAUGUGUGACCUCACAUGUGAUGAGCCUGAAUGGGAAUUCAUGAAGAAACUCGAGGACAUUGAGGGUAUGGAGCGUCAGAAGGCAACCUUUGAGUGUGAUGUCAGUGACCCUGAGGCAGAGGUCACAUGGUGGAGGGAUGAAAAAGGCACUGGACAGUGUGAUACGGAAUUGAAAGUUGGUGGCAAAUACGAGUUUGUAAAAGACAACUUCAAGCGUCGACUCAUUGUCAAGAACUGCAGCAACCGUGAUGAAGGUGUAUACGCAUGUAAGCUUCAGAAUAAGGAAACCUCAGCAAAACUCUUCAUUGAACCUGAGAUCAAGUUUUUCAAGAAGCUUGAGGACAAGACCGAGAAGGAGAAGGGAACUCUGGCGCUUGACUGCAAGGCAUCCAACCCCAACAACGCGCCUGUGACGUGGUUCAAGGAUGGGAAACCAUUGGAAAACGACGAUACGCGAAUUGAGAUUUCAAGGAAGGGUGAGGUGAUGAAGUUGAUUGUCAAGAACCUGUCCGAGGCCGACGCCGGCGAGUACAUGUGUCAGGUUGGAGAGAGACACACCAACUGUAAAGUCCUAGUGGAGGAACUGCCCAAGCCACCUAAAGUAGAUUUCAGCCAAGUGCCAAAAGAAGUUAUCCUGAAGAAGGGAGAGAGACUGCAGUUGGAUGUGCCAUUUAUAGGAACACCAAAACCUGCGGCAGAGUGGUCUCGUGACGGCCAGGUGAUGUCAGACCAGGAUACUGACAUAGAGACAAAGGACAAGUCAACACACCUGUGUAUACCCAGCGUUGUCAGGGGUGACACUGGUGAAUACUGCGUCACACUCACUAACGAGGUCGGAACAGAGAAAGUACCAAUCAACGUUAUUGUCAUGGACAAGCCCGGUCGCCCCAAGGGACCCCUGGACAUUGUAGAUGUUUACUCAGACCGCGCUGCGUUGCUAUGGGAUCGCCCUGAUGAUGACGGUGGCUCACCAAUCACACACUAUGUUGUCGAAAUGCAGGAGACUGGAAAGGACUGGAAAAAGGUGUGCGACACAGACGACAUUGAGAUUGACGUGGCUGACCUACAGGAGGGCAAGAGGUACACGUUCCGUGUGGCAGCUGUUAACCAGAUGGGACAGAGUGAUUGGCUGGAGGCGGAUGGUGAAAUCCUCGCUAAGGACCCUUGGGAUCCUGCUGAUCCCCCAGGCGACCCAAAGAUCAUCGACUUCGACAAAGAUUAUGUGGAGAUUGAGUGGACGCCACCAGAGAGGGACAACGGGGCACCAGUCGAUGGUUACCUCAUUGAGUAUCGUGAGAAGAACAGAGGAGACUGGCUCAAGGGUACAGAGGUUCCAGGCGACACGUUGAAGGGUACAGUGGAGGAGCUCAUAGAGGGGAAGGAUUACGAGUUCAGAGUGAAGGCCCACAACAAGGCAGGUCUCUCAGAACCGAGCAUGGUUUCCCCACCAAUAAGGACGAAGGCAAGAAAAGUCAAACCCCGCAUCACAAACAAGAACGACCUGAAGCCAGUGAAAAUCAAGGUUGGACAGAAGUUUGACAUCAAUGUUACCUACCUUGGGGAACCAGCGCCUGAGGUCAUCUGGAGUGUUAAGCUUAUGAGGACAGCGUUCUCAGAUGGCAAGCAAGAAACUCUAUCACCUGGAAACAACACGGUGAUUACCAUUGAACCAAAAGAGUCUACACUGUCGUGCAAAGAUUGCGAUCGCAAGAACACAGGCAUGUACAAGAUCCUUGUUCAGAACAAACACGGCGAGGACUCUACCGAGAUUGAAGUGGUUGUUUUGGGUCCACCAAGUAAACCAAAGGGUCCACUGGAGGUGACAGAUGUGACAAAGAACAGUGCCAAACUUGCAUGGAAGGAGCCAGAAGAUGAUGGUGGUGUGCCAAUAGAUGGAUACAGGGUGGAGAAGAUGGACAUGGAGAAGGGACGCUGGGAGCCGGUUAAGUCAACCAAAAAGCCCGAACUGGAGGUCCCGAAACUCCUGGAGGGUCACCAGUACAAGUUCCGUGUCAUCGCUGAAAGCCCGAAUGGCGACUCGGAGCCUCUUGAGCUGGGUGAACCAAUAACAGCCAAGAACCCUUUCAGUGAGCCGUACCCGCCGGGCCAGCCCAAGGUCAAGGACCAGGACAGGGACCACAUCACCAUCAGGUGGGAGCCCCCUGAGAAUGACGGUGGGGCACCAAUCAAAAGCUACGAGGUGGAGCGCAGGGAACCAAAGACCAAUAAAUGGAUCAAGGUAUCAAAGGAGCCUGUUAAGACCCCAGAGUUUGAGGACACAAAGGUCACGGCAAACAAGGAGUAUGAGUACAGAGUUAUUGCACUUAACGAGGCCGGACCUUCUGAACCCUCCGUGCCUUCUAAAGCAAUCACGGCACGCCCUGCAAAGGAAGCUCCAAAGGUUAACCUCACGUCCUUGUUUGGCGCCUCUGAGGUACGUGUGAAGGCCGGAGAGCCGCUGAAGCUAAACCUCGGAAUAACUGGUUCACCCACGCCUACUGUCACCUGGACCAAGGGAGGCAAACCAAUACCAAGGGCUUCUACCACCAAUACAGACGAUGCUUGCACUUUGGAGAUUCCAAAAGCAGAACGAGGGGAUACUGGGAAAUACACAGUCACGGUCGAAAAUGAAAACGGCACUGAUUCUGCUGAAAUUCCCGUCAUUGUCCUUGACAAACCUGGACCCCCUGAAGGUCCCCUGCAGGUCAGUGAUGUGUUUGCUGACUCCUGCAAGCUGUCAUGGAAACCACCUCUGGAGGAUGGAAACUCUCCAAUCAUGGGUUAUUCUGUUGAGAAAUGUGAGGAGGGCUCCAAUGUCUGGGAGAAGGUGCCAGGGGUGGUGCAGGGAACGUCCCAAAAGGUCCCAGGCCUGAAGGAUGGGGUCAAGUACAAGUUCAGGGUCAAGGCCGAGAACAUGUUUGGCCUUGGGGAGCCCCUCGAAACUGAUCGACCUGUGCUGGCCAAGAAUCCCUUUGAUACCCCUGAUGCUCCUACUGACCUUGAGAUUGCCAAGUUUGACAAGUAUUCCUGCGAUCUUACCUGGAAGAAACCCCUCAACGAUGGAGGAAAUCCAAUCAAAGGAUACAUCGUGGAAAAGAAGGAAAAGCGCGGUGACUGGACGCCAUGCAACAAUUUCCCGAUCACUAACCCGAACUUCACGGUGAUGAAUCUUCGUGAGGGUAAUGUUGUAGAGUUCAGGGUCAAGGCUGUCAACGAUGGAGGGGAGGGAAAGCCAAGCAAACCAACUGCGCCACAUACCGUUAAGGAUCCUGUCUUUGAAGCAGGCGCCCCUGGCAAUCUGAAAGUUGAUGAGAUCACAAAGAAGUCUGUCACACUGUCCUGGUCAAAGCCCAAGGAUGAUGGCGGCAGCAAGAUCCUCGGUUAUGUCAUCGAAAAGAAGAAGCCAGGCGAGGAUUGGGUGGAAUGCCUGGAGGUUCCCGACUUUCAGACACAAGCAACUGUCCCCAAUCUUCGAGAAGGAGAUGAAAUGGAGUUCAGGGUUCGCGCUGUGAAUUCCCUUGGACCUGGAAAACCAAGUAACCCAACAGGCGUGCUCAAAAUUGAGGACCAGCCCUGCAAACCGACCCUUGACCUGUCUGGGGUCAAGGACAUCACAGUGCAGGCAGGUCAGGAGAUCCGAAUCCGUGUGCCGUACACUGGAGUACCCAAACCAAAGGCCACCUGGUUCAAUGGCGACAUAGAGAUUGAUAAUCCAAGGACAACCUUUGUGCUCGAGAAAGAUGUGGUGCUGUUGACGACGUCCAAGGCCGAACGAUCUGACACAGGCCGGUACAAACUUGAGCUGAAGAAUCCAUCUGGAACUGGGGUGGGCAGCCUCAAUGUUACUGUUUUAGACAAGCCCGGCAAGCCAGAAGGACCGCUAGAAGCCACAGACAUCCGAGGUGAGUCCCUCACGCUGUCAUGGAAACCACCAAAGGACGAUGGCGGAGAGCGCGUUAGUCGCUACAUCGUGGAGAAGAAGAAGAAGGGAGACCCCAAGUGGUCUAAGGUGGGAGGGUUUGUCUCGACACCAAUCACCGAGGUGCGUAACCUGGAGCCUGGCGAGGAGUAUGAGUUCCGCGUAAUGGCAGAAAACUCCAACGGGGUCAGUGAGCCGCUCGUGACUGACACGCCCAUAUUCGCUAAGCUGCCCUAUGACAAGCCAGGCGCUCCAGGCACGCCGAAGUGCAAGACUACGACGGAGGACAGCAUCACCCUGCAAUGGACCCCACCAAAGAAGGAUGGCGGCAACCCUGUCACAGGAUACGUCCUGGAGAAGAAGGAGAAAGGGGACAAUAAGUGGUCAAAGUGCAGCUUUGCAGAUAUUCCCGAAACAGAGUUCACUGUCAAGGGGCUCCAGGAGGGGAAGGAGUACGAUUUCAGGGUCGCUGGGGUCAACAACGCUGGCACCGGAGACUUUGCAGAGACCACAGCACCUAUUAAGGCUCAGCCUCCACCAUGUGCUCCUAAGAUCAGUCCUGACUUCAUUCCACGAGACGUGAUUGCAAAGCGUGGCAAGCCGUUCAAGAUUUCUGUUCCAUACAAUGGGAGACCCAUACCCACUGUGGACUGGACAAAUAAUGGUCUAGGUGUACGUGCUGAGCCGGGUCGCGUUGCCUUUGACAACAAACUGGGUACCAUCACCCUGGACAACCUCUGUGCAGAACCCACCGACUCGGGAAAAUACAACCUUGUCAUGCGCAACGAGCUUGGCUUCGACACUGUCUCAUUUAACGUCAAAGUUGUCGAUGCUCCUGGAAAGCCUGAGGGUCCGAUCACGGCCAGUAACAUCACGCCAGACAGCUGUGUCCUCACGUGGAAUCCUCCAAAGGAUGACGGAGGAAGCCCAAUAUCAAAUUAUGUUGUGGAGCGUAUGGACCUACGAACAGGUGACUGGGUCACGUGCAGCAAGUUUGUCCGAGGCACCAGCUAUGAGGUGCUCAACCUGUCUGAAGGUCACGAGUACAAGUUCCGGAUAUCCGCUGAGAAUGAGCACGGAGUCGGUGAACCAAUUGAGAUGCGAGACACGGUGGUGGCUCAGCAUCCAUGGACUAUACCUGAUGCACCUUCCAACCUCAAAGUUGAUGAUGUUGAUUCUGAUAAUGUCACACUGAGCUGGGAAAAGCCGAAGAACGACGGCGGUAAGAAGAUUGUUGGAUAUGUGGUGGAAGUCAAGGAAGCAGACAGCAAUCGCUGGAAGCCGGCCAGUGAAUUCCCUUGUGUCGACACCAAGACUAAAGUGGAAGGACUGGAGAAGGGUACAGAAUAUGAGUUCAGAGUUCGAGCUAAGAACGCUGCCGGACUCAGUGAACCCUGCAGAUCAUCUGGACCAGUCCUCUGCAAACCAAAAUACACUACCCCGUACCCACCUGGUAUCCCAAGUGCCACAAACGUGGGCCGCACCUAUGCAGAGCUCCAAUGGGAAGCCCCACAGAAAGAUGGUGGAAGCAAGAUCAAAGGAUACAUUAUCGAGAAGAAGCCCAAAGACAGUGACCUGUGGCAGCGGGUGAAUGAUGCACUGGCUAUAGACACAAAGUAUCUUGUCCCUGACCUUGUUGAGAAUUCAGAGAUGGAGUUCCGCGUGAAAGCCGUCAAUGCAGCUGGGGAGAGCGAGCCAAGCGGCUGCAGCUCACCCAUCAAGAUCAAGGAGAAGAUUGUUGGCAACGCUCCUGAGUUCUCUAAGAAACUCCAAGGUGUGAAAGCACCACUGGGUGGAGAGGCCGUGUUCACAGUGGAAGCAGAUGGCAAACCUGCUCCAGAGGUCACAUGGUACAAGAAUGGAAUACCUCUGGCCAAUACAAGCCGUUGUAGGAUGCGUGAAAACGGUCCGGUGUAUACGUUGACACUGAGUGACCUGACUGAAUCCGACAAAGGGAAUAUAACCUGCGAGCUGCGUAACCCUCUGGGAACCGAGUCCUGCACAUGCGACCUUAAAGUUACCUCUCCCCCGAAGAUAGACAAGGAGAUCAAAGAUCAGAAGUUACAGGUCGGGGAACCAUGGAAACUCAAGAUUCCGCUCAGUGGGGACGGGCCGUUUGAGGUCAAGGUCAAGAAGGACAAUCGGGAGGUCCCUGAUAGUGACAGAUUCAAGAUUCAAGUCUUUGAUGACUUUUGCACAGUCGCUCUGAAAGAUGCCGAAAUGGGAGACUCGGGCAAUUACAAGAUAGAAGUGUCCAAUGACAGUGGUGACGCAUCGUGUGGCUUCAAAAUGGACGUACAGGGUGUGCCUGACGCCCCCAUAGGCCCACUAAAUGUUGCGGAAAUCACAAAGAACUCAUGCCAUCUGUCUUGGAAACCGCCACGUGAGGACGGAGGUGCCAAGAUACUUGGGUAUCAUGUGGAGAGACAGGAACUUGGCAAACCUUACUGGACUACAGUGGCGUCCAAGUGCAAGGACACAGCCAUCGAUGUUCAGGGCCUGUACGAAAACAACCAAUACCUGUUCCGUGUAUCCGCUGUUAACGACAUUGGCCAAUCCAAGCCUCUUACUGCUGAGAGUCCCAUCACGGCCAAGAUGCAGUAUGAUGUGCCAAGUGCCCCCGGAGUCCCAGAAGUUGAGGAAGUGGGUGGAGACUUUGUGAGCCUCACUUGGGCAAAGCCGGCAACAGAUGGUGGCGGCAAAAUCAACGCCUACUGGGUGGAUAAGCGUGAGAAGGGGAAAGAUGACUGGACGCGUGUCAACCUUCAGCCUUGCAUCACAAACAUCCUGAACAUCCCGAACUUGAUUGAAGACAGGCAAUAUGAGUUCCGCGUGUUUGCAGAGAAUGGGGCAGGCCUGAGCAAGCCUUCAAUGGCUUCAAAUAGCAUUAAAAUCAAGGAUCCAAAUGCCGCUGUUGUGCCUGAGUUCACCCAGCCCCUGCGGAAGGUUCAUGCAGUAGAAGGGAAGACAGCACGCUUUGAGUGCGCUGUCACAGGAACCCCUGUACCAGAGAUUCAGUGGUUCAAGGGAAGCAGGGAGCUAACUGAAAGCAACAAGUACGAGAUCAUCUCUGAUGGAGACAGUCAAACUCUGAUCGUGCGUGAAGUCUUCGGUGAAGAUCAAGACGAAUACCUGUGCAAGGCAACCAACAGAGGAGGAUCAAAAACCAGCCGUGCUGACCUUGAAAUUAGCUCUGCCCCCAAGAUCAAUGUUCCACCGAGGUUCCAAAGUGUGUCCGCGUAUGAGAAAGGGGAGGACGUGGUCAUUAAGAUCCCAUUCACUGGCAACCCGAAACCUUCAGUCAAGUGGCUGAGGGACAACACCGCGGUGUCUGGACAUCGCUACAACAUUGACGUCACCGAGCGUCAUGCCUUGCUGACUAUCAAGUCAGCCACUAAGGAAGACUCGGGUCCAUGGAGGCUCACCUUGGAAAAUGACCUUGGAAGUGACUCUGCCAUUAUAAAGAUUCAGAUCAACGACCGCCCUGGACCACCACGUUUCCCCACAGUGGAGAACAUUCUUGCCGACAGCUGCACCUUGGUUUGGAAAGCGCCACUGGAUGACGGAGGCAGUUUCAUCUCUGAUUACAUAAUCGAGAAAUGUGAGCUGCCCUCAUCUUCCUGGAUAAGGGUUGGAACAAACAGAUUGACAGUUCACAAUGUGACCGGUCUAAGUCCUGGCAAGGAUUACCAGUUCCGUGUAUUCGCUGAGAACCUUUACGGACGUAGUGACCCCAGCGAGCCCACCAAGCCAAUCAAAACAGAGCAGGUGUCAGAACGCAGAAAGGGCAUGGAUGACGACUUUGGACGCAGACAGAGAGGCCAUUAUGAUGGGCCGAAGAUUAAUGAUUAUGAUAAAUUCUACUAUGACCUGUGGAAGAAAUAUGUUCCCCAGCCCGUUGAAAUCAAGCAGGACAGCGUGUACGACUAUUACGACAUUCUGGAGGAGUUGGGCAGUGGUGCCUUUGGUGUGGUUCACCGCUGUGUAGAGAAGGCAACUGGUAAUGUGUUUGUGGCCAAGUUCAUUAACACGCCAUACCCCCUGGACAAGUACACAGUGAAAAAUGAGAUCAACAUGAUGAACCAGCUCCAUCAUCCCAAACUCCUCAACUUAAAGGACGCAUUUGAGGACAAACAGGAGAUGGUCCUCAUCCUCGAAUUUUUGGCGGGCGGUGAGUUAUUUGACCGUAUUGCAGCUGAGGAUUACAAGAUGUCAGAGGCAGAGGUGAUCAACUACAUGAUACAGGUGUGCCACGGCCUCUCUCACAUGCACGAGAACAGCAUCGUUCAUCUCGACAUCAAGCCUGAGAAUGUGAUGUGCGAAACCAAGAAGAGCAACAAUGUGAAGAUCAUAGACUUCGGCCUGGCAACCAAACUCAACCCUGAUGAGAUCGUCAAGGUCACCACGGCAACCGCAGAGUUUGCUGCCCCUGAAAUUGUGGAUCAUGAACCAGUCGGCUUUUACACAGACAUGUGGGCAGUCGGUGUCCUCGCCUAUGUUUUACUGAGCGGUUUGUCUCCUUUUGCUGGCGAGGAUGACCUUGAGACACUUGAGAACGUCAAAUCGGGAGACUGGGAUUUCGAUGCCGAUGCCUUCGCCAAUGUUUCGGACGAAGGCAAAGAUUUCAUCAGGAAACUCCUUAUCAAACAACCCCAGGCCCGUAUGACUGUACAUCAGGCUCUUGAACAUGCGUGGUUAAAGGGAGACCACUCUGAUAGAACUCACAGAAUUCCUGCCAGCAGAUAUGACAAGAUACGAGCCAGGAUCCAGGCACGAUACGCUGACUGGCCACUACCUAUGCCAGCUAUCGGUAGACUCGCUAACUACAGCUCCCUACGCAAGCACAAUCCUAAAGAAUACUGUAUAUAUGACGCAUAUUUCGAUCGCAGAGAAGCCAUUCCCAGAUUUAUUCGUAAACCGCGCACAUGCAUAGUGACUGAGGGUCAAAGUGCAAAGUUUGACUGCAAGAUCAUCGCUGCCUCACCACCCAUCGUCACCUGGCACUUUGAUGGAGUACAGCUGACACAGAGCGUGAAGUACAUGCAGAAGUACCGCGGCAAGGAGUACGAGCUCAAGAUCAGUCGCGUCAAGAUGGAGGACAAGGGAGAGUACUCAGUCAAGGCAGAGAACUCCUUCGGCAGACGUGAGGAGAUCGGAGUCCUAAAAGUUGAUGCGGCCCCAGAACAACAGGCUGUUCCAAGAGAUACUACUCCAAGAAGGCGAGCUGUGUCAGAGGUGAAGGAGUUUACGCCGCCCAAUCUUGAUCAUCAGCCUGACUUUGAGCUGGGUCUGCGACCUCGUAUCAUCCAGUUGGGAGGACAGUUCAAGCUGUCAACUGUUGUGGACGCCACACCCCCACCAAAGGUGACCUGGUUCAAGGAUGGCAAGGAGUUGUCGUCCAACAGCCAUAUUACGAUCCAGUACUUCCAUGGCGUGUGCACGCUAGAGAUCAACUCUGCCAAGGUUGAGGACACAGGCAUCUAUCGGUGCCUGGCAAUAAACGACCUUGGAGAGCAUGACACAAGCAGCAAGGUCAUUGUUGAAGAUCGUGCCGGUGGCCCAUUCAAGCUGCGUAAAGGCUCCAUGUCAGCUCUGAGCAGUUCCUCAUACAGCACCCCCAGCACUCCUUCUGCCAACUACACCAGCUCCAACAUGUAUGACUCCUCCUCCUCGUCUGCCUUGUUUACCAGAAGCACUUCGAUGUACGGCGCACCCAGCUAUACUCCGGUACACAGCCCGUUCUCUUCCCGGCGCAUAUCUGCUUUAACCUCCAAAUAUGGUAGUGACUAUUCCACAUCUUCUAAUUACAAAUCUAACUACGAUAGCGUUGGAAGCAGUGGAUACGGAAGUUCCUAUUCUGGAUCAUCUAACAAAUACAGCACGUCCAAUUAUUCGUCAUCGCGAUCAUCAAAGUAUGAUACAUCAAGUUCGUUUUCUUCAGGAACGAGACGAUCCAAGCGGAACGAAAACGAGGCUCCAGCCUUUGCAGACGACCUGUCACCAGUGACCUUGAUCGAAGGCGGCAGACUAGUUCUGAAAUGUGCGGUGAGCGGGAAACCAGACCCGAGCAUUGACUGGUUUAAAGAUGGCAUGAAUGUAAAGCUCUCUGACAAUGUCACAACGAGGUACAGAGCGGGGCUGUGCUCUUUGACAAUACCGGACGUGACGUCACUGGACUCUGGCGUGUACGUGUGUCGUGCCAGUAACGAUGAGGGACAAGCGGAACUGACCGCGCAUGUUGCAGUGAAACCGAAGGUGCUACACAAGGGGCCGUUGCCGGACCUGCCCAAGUUUCUCCGCCCUCCACAGGGUCAGAUGGUCGCCGACGGGGACCCUGCCAUCAUCGAGUGCGAGGUCACUGGGAACGCUGAGGUCACAUGGUACAGAGGUCGCGAGGUCAUUCUUCAAAACGAGGACUUCAAGUUUGAGACUUCCGGUAACGUUCAUAGGCUUCGGAUCAAUGAGAUAUUUCCAGAGGACAGCGGAACAUACCGAGCCGAAGCGACGAAUGACACCGGAUCUACAUCUAGCUAUUUCACUCUUUUUGUAAAUGUUCCGGACGAAGAACCUUCCGGUCCCGUGUUUCAGCGCUUCCCACGCUCCUUGCACGUGGACGAGGGCACCGAGGUCACGUUAUCGUGCACAUUGGACGAAGCCCACACUGUCACGUGGCUGAAAGGGACGCAGAUUUUAGACGAGAGCGGACGCUACAAGAUUUCCGUCGGAAACAACUCCAGCACGCUCGUCAUCCCGACGGUGUUGGCUCCAGACGCCGAUGUGUUUUCCGUUGAAGCCACUAAUCACCGAGGUAACAGUCUGUGGACGUUUUCUCUGAGCGUCAACGUCAGCUCUUCUCCGUGUGCGGAUAUUGACCUCGCCCAGUUGAUACGUGCGAUGAACUAGCGUCAAUCAUCUCGCAACGUCAGCUCUUCCCCGUGUGCGGAUAUUGACGUCGCCCAGUUGAUACGUGCGAUGAACUUACGUCAAUCAUCUCGCUCCUUGAACUUUAAUCACAUGAUGGACGCUGUAGCGUUCAUCGACUCAUAGUUAUUUUGCGCUAAUAUUAAAACUGUGUUAAGAUAUUUUAGACUAUUUCUAAAACUAAAAUGUUAUUAAAUCUGUUUCGUGCUUUAGCAAUAUUAAGUACUAAGCUUCUAUGAAACAUAUAUUUAUAAGCGUACACCUUUGGUAUCUCCAGUUUUCUUUAUUAAUUUAUUUACUUAUUGCUUUUGUACUUGAAUUUUUCUAGUUUGACAUUACCGAAAAAUUCAUGACAAUGAGCACGAAACUUGUUAAAUGUAUGACACCACGUUAUUAUUAUUUUGUGUUAUUUAAUGUAACGUAUAUAGAGAAAACAUGUCUAUACUUGCUAAGAAAUAAGCUGGAAAUAACGAUACUACUACAUGUGUUUCUAAUUACCUGUAAAUGCUUUACGGUACAUUUCAAGUGACCAUGAUUGACGCAGAUUUACAAAGCUCAUAAGCACAUUAAUUGUUCAAAAAUAGCUUUAAUCCCUUUCCCAUCAGGUAUAUAAACCUCUGCAACCUAGCUAUAAUAUCGAGUUCUUAGAUUCUCAGAGCAACGUCAAAGGUUUGUAUUUAACUAAUAAAAUAUACGAAUGUGUUAAAUUUAUUCCAUAUUAAUUUUAAAAGAUUACUUUAACAUUAAGUAUUAUCAUUAAAUAUUAUAGUUUAUUUUUGAAAAACAACAACUGUACUGCUUUGAUUUGCUUUCAUACUUAAAUAUUAUUAAAAUGUCUAAAGCAUA